This is a messenger RNA of Myxozyma melibiosi, 1801 nucleotides long. RefSeq lists its product as uncharacterized. NCBI's taxonomy places the organism in Eukaryota, Fungi, Ascomycota, Lipomycetes, Lipomycetales, Lipomycetaceae. Bases 63 to 1517 code for a protein of 484 amino acids. Gene Ontology annotation, biological process: protein deubiquitination. The transcript has a single exon. The record is from RefSeq and is a predicted model, not a curated record. Gene Ontology annotation, cellular component: cytosol; nucleus. Gene Ontology annotation, molecular function: cysteine-type deubiquitinase activity.
GUCCAACAUCGCCUCGUUCCGGGCCCAACACCUUCUUCUGCUCCGUCUCGACCUUCUUCACGAUGACUUCCUCCGAUUUCGCGGCGCUCUGGGCCUCGUCCGAGGUCCGGCUGAAGAGCGCGAGUUGCAGCAGCUCAGACAGCCUCAGCAGCACCUCGUCAACAUCAACAGCAUCAACCGCAGGAGUCCUCGGCGGCCUCGUCAACAGCGGCAACUCCUGCUUCGCCAACGCCGUCGUCCAGACCCUCGCGGCCUCCUCCGCGCUCAGAAAGCUGCUCGAGUCGAAACAAAACGAAUCCGAGCUCUGCCGCGAACUCGAUCUGCUCCUCGAACGCAUCUGCGCCCGGCUGCCCUCCCAGCAUUCGCACUCCGCCGCCGCCUUCCUCGGCGCCAUGCACAAACCCUACUGGACCCUCUCCACCGCAGUCGACCACAGCCAGCAGGACGCCCACGAGUUCUUUCUCGCGCUCGCCGACUGUCUCCGUGAAGCCCUUGCGCCCGGAUCCGGUGCUGCGGCAGAAGAAGUCCGGCUGCCCAUCGACGGCGAGCUCGAGUCCCACGUCGCCUGUCUGGGCUGCAACGAGCAGCAGCCCGUCCGCUGCGUGCCCUUCUCUUCCCUCGAACUCACCCUCCCUCGUCUCGCUUUUUCGCCCGUCUCUCUCCAAAGCAUGCUCGAGCACUACUUUGCGCCCGAGCAGAUCGACUCGGUUUACUGCCAGCGCUGCUCUCUUCUCGCAGCCCGCGACCACCUCGCCCGCCUGCUGCAAAAGACAGACUUUUCCUCCCCUGCUGCAUCAUCGUCCCCCUCCUCAACCUCCUCGAAGCCCGACAUCAGACCGAUCCUGCGCUCGCGCCACGAAGCCAUCGCGCACGCGCUCGAAAACUCAGUCGUUCAGGACGCUGACUUUGAGAGGCUGAAACCGCCACGCCUCGUCGCGGCCUCGAAACGCCGCCAGAUGACUGUCCGGACAGCGCCUGAGAACCUUGUCGUGCACAUCAACCGCUCUCGCUACGAUCCCGCCGGCCAGAUGCCCUGCAAAAACACCGCCGCCGUCACUUUCCCCGAGAUACUUGAUUUCCACGACUACCUCUCGUCGUCCGACUCGUCUGCACCUGAAGCCAGUAGCGACAACAACAGUGGCGUCGUCUACCGGCUCGCGAGCAUUAUCGUGCACCACGGCUCCCACUCGAUGGGCCACUACAUCGCCUACCGUCGCAACCAAGACUUCCCACUGACCUGGACGCGCACUUCCGACAAGGACGUCAGCGACGUGUCUGAAAGCGAGGUUCUCGCGCAGUCUAACGUCACGAUGCUGUUUUACGAGCGCAUCUCUGCCGAGUCUCUUCCUUACUACCAGACCACAAACGUCUACACCUGCACAACCGAGCCACUGAUCCCCGAGCCGCUGAUUGUAGACAACAACCGGAUCAACAUCCCAGUGCAGCAGUAUCCCUCGCCACGCAUAUCACUGGCCGAGCUCAUUUCGGUGCCGGUCUCGAUCUUGUCGACAAACUAGUCUACCUUCUCAUGAUUCUCUGUACAUUAUUCUCAUUUCUUGUCUUUUGUUUGCAUAUUUGUUUGCUUUUGGAUGUUCAUCAGGAAUUCGGGGUUCAGGGAUAGUUACGGAUUAAUGUAUUUAAUAAACUAUAAUGAAGCAUGUUUCACAAGACUAUUACAGUAGGGUUUGCUGACAUCUUCUGCAAGAAUAGUGACGUAAGCUGCACGUGACUGUAAUCAAGGGUCUGGUGGUAACCUCCGAGGGAAAACCCGUUCACGAAAAAAAAUACAGGACCAGACUCG